GUUCGCGCGUUGUCGGGCACGAGGUUCUUGCUCCCUGGCGGCGGGAGAAGUGGUUCUGCUUCUGAGGGAACGUGGAUCCGCUGUCUUGCGGACAUGGAGGCUGUGUCGAGGCUGCUAGACGCGACUACUCCAGCCACUCGUUGGAUCCGAAAGCUGUUGGUGCUGCUGCUGCUACCGCAGCUCUUCCUCCUGCCGUCCAGGGCUCAGCAGGGCUUGGAGGCAGACGAGCGGCUAAGGACCCGCGCGGGCGAGUGCCACUUCUACGCUGGCGGACAAGUGUACCCUGGAGAGGUGUCCCGGCUUUCAGUCUCGGACCACUCCCUGCACCUAAGCAAAGCUAAGAUUUCCAAGCCAGCGCCUUAUUGGGAAGGAACAGCUGUGAUAAAUGGAGAAUUUAAAGAGCUCAAACUGACUGAUUAUCGUGGGAAAUACCUCGUGUUUUUCUUUUACCCACUCGAUUUCACAUUUGUAUGUCCAACUGAAAUUAUCGCUUUUGGUGACAGAAUUGAAGAAUUCAGAUCUAUCAAUACUGAAGUAGUAGCAUGCUCUGUUGAUUCACAGUUUACCCAUCUGGCCUGGAUUAAUACCCCUCGAAGACAAGGAGGGCUUGGACCAAUAAAGAUUCCACUUCUUUCAGAUCUAAACCAUCAGAUCUCAAAGGACUAUGGUGUAUACCUCGAGGACGCAGGUCACACUCUUAGGGGCCUCUUUAUUAUUGAUGACAAAGGAAUCUUAAGGCAGAUUACUCUGAAUGACCUUCCUGUGGGCAGAUCAGUGGAUGAGACACUACGUUUGGUUCAAGCAUUCCAAUACACUGACAAACAUGGAGAAGUCUGCCCUGCUGGCUGGAAACCGGGUAGUGAAACCAUAAUCCCUGAUCCAGCUGGAAAACUGAAGUAUUUUGAUAAACUGAACUGAGAAUACUUCAGUUGUGAUGUUUGGACCUUCUCAAUAAAGGUCACUGUUUUAAGACCA
Molecule: messenger RNA, 975 nt
Organism: Jaculus jaculus (lesser Egyptian jerboa)
Lineage: Eukaryota; Metazoa; Chordata; Mammalia; Rodentia; Dipodidae
Gene: Prdx4
Product: peroxiredoxin 4
Exons: 7
Coding region: 94-918 (274 amino acids)
Biological process (GO): response to oxidative stress; cell redox homeostasis; cellular response to stress
Cellular component (GO): endoplasmic reticulum; cytosol
Molecular function (GO): thioredoxin peroxidase activity
Source: RefSeq, a predicted model, not a curated record